CAAUACCUAAUAGGAAGAGAAGAAGAAGAAGAAGAAGAAGCAGCAGCAGCAGAUCAAAUAACUGAUCAAUGGAGUUUAACAUGCUGGCAAUAGCUCUGAUCCUCUCACUCUCCCUUCUCCUCCCAGCUUCCUCUCUCGCCGGUACAGUAAUCUGUGAAAAUUUGCCCCAAAAUCUGUGCUCCUUGUCGAUAUCUGGGACCGGCGAACGUUGCGUGCUCGAGAGCUACAGGAAGAGCGGCGAAUCGACGAUGGAGUAUUACUGCAAGACUUCUGAGGUGGAGGUCGAAUGGGCUUCGGAUUGGAUCGAAACAGAUGAAUGCGUGAAGGCUUGCGGUGUUGACCGAAUGGCAGUCGGAAUCUCUUCGGACUCUCUUCUCGAUUCUCAAUCGACUGCUAUGCUUUGCUCGCCGGCGUGUUAUCACAAUUGCCCCAAUGUGGUUGAUCUGUAUUUCAAUCUUGCUGCAGGGGAAGGCGUCUUUCUUCCAGACUUAUGCGAGGCCCGACGAUCGAACCCACACCGGUCAAUGGUGGAGCUCGUACAGAGCUCUGGCUUGGUCAGCCCGCUUCAAGGGGAUAUUGAUCCUUCGCCUGCACCUUCAGCUCAAUAAUCACCAAGUUCAGCGACAUCUGACAUUCAGUAUUGUUUUUAGCUAUUUGUUUCACUCCCCUUGCCAUUUUGAAAUUUAAGAAUCUUAUGCAUGCAAGUGUGAGACAGAGUGGGGAGAUUUUGUGUCAUGUAAAUUUACUUUAUGCUCGACUGUUGUUAUGAGGGACUUGUUUUGUUUUCUUAUCUACUUUAAUUUUCUUCUACAUUGGUGCCCACUUAAAAUUUGCUUCUUACA
This is a messenger RNA of Phalaenopsis equestris, 842 nucleotides long. RefSeq lists its product as uncharacterized. The transcript has 3 exons. The record is from RefSeq and is a predicted model, not a curated record. Lineage: Eukaryota; Viridiplantae; Streptophyta; Magnoliopsida; Asparagales; Orchidaceae. The coding region runs from base 69 to 608 and encodes 179 amino acids.